AUGGAAUGGGAGAAUGGGGAGAUAACCCCAGAACCACUGAGUAUCAUUGGAGCCGAUGACCCAGUGGCUUGUGCAAUCUACGCAAGGGAUAACAACCUACUUGAUACCCCUGGUUGGAAGCGUUUUAAAAGCAUAGCAAAGAGAGAGAAGAAGCUUCUUCGCAUGAUCAACCAGGCCAAGCUUAGAUCGUUUCGUACUGCACCAAAGUACAUGUACGGUUACGAGAUACCAAAGGACUACAAUGAUGGACUUCGACUUGACAAACUUCACGGCAAUACCAAAUGGGCAGAUGCCACCAAGGUCGAGAUGGACCAGCUAGCAGAGUACAAGGUUUUUAUAGAUUUGGGAAAAGGAACUCCUAUCCCAAAGGGUUUCCAAAAGAUUUGA
This is a messenger RNA of Cylindrotheca closterium, 387 nucleotides long. NCBI's taxonomy places the organism in Eukaryota, Bacillariophyta, Bacillariophyceae, Bacillariales, Bacillariaceae. The record is from the annotation of a GenBank genome assembly.